AAGAUUAUUAAUUUAGACAGCAAAUGUCAAAAUUUGACAAUUUGCGUUUGGUUUUAUUUCGUGGAUAAUUUAAUUACAAAGCCGUGUUACAGGUUGUGACAACAAAUCACUUAAUCUUCCCCAUAUAUAGUUGGUCGGGCACCCGUCUCUGCCAGAACUCAUCGCAUCAUCUAACUGGGACAAGUAGCAUUACAGAGGUUUGUGAUUGUUCAGAGAUUUAAAAGACUAUUCAGUUUAACGAUUAUGAGUAUGAAGCAGAUAAAUACCAAUUGGAAGCGCGUGAUUGUGGCCUUUGUAAUUGUGAUUACCAUCAUUGGCUUACAUAGUUCGUUACGGUUCCAAACGGAUGUUUCUAUUAACACAACAACAAAUAUGGAAAUGGUUUCAAACAGAGAAUCAACGCACGGAGAAAGCAGUAAAACUUCAUCGUUGGAGAACCCCUCUUGCCGUUUAGAUCCCAUCGUGAUCAGACCUGAAAGCAUUACCCUAAAGAUGCCACCUGAGCUUGAAAAAGUGGUUCCACUGUGGCCAAAUACAAGAGCAGAUAAAUGUAUUGGAAAUAUCAAAGCGAAACCAAUGAGAAAACUUUCGUCAAACAAUUACCACAGUCUCUACAAAUGUGUUGAAAGAAACAAACAAAUGCGAGCUAUGAGAGACAACUCUUUUAAAACACUGGAUCGCGCAAUAACCCAUGCAUAUUUUAAAGACCUGAAAAAGAAACAGGGGGUUACCAUCAUCGAAAUUGGAGGUUACCUGGGUGUGUUGCUACCAAAGCUGGUGGCAACAACAGGAACGAAACAGUAUGUCGCUCUAGAGCCGGUUCCUAGCUUCUAUCAACAGUUAUCCAAAAGGAUCGAAGACCUCUCACUCCAAUCAAGAGUUACUACCUACAAUUUCGGUCUAGCUAAAUCUAAGAAGGAACUCCAAAUAAGUUUACGCAAAGACGCAACUUCUCUGCUGAAAGACGACAAAAGAGAAGGGGUUCAAACGGAAACUAUCAAGAUAUUCAAUGUGGUUGACUUCUUCGUACAGAUUGGUUUAGGGUGUAAUUCAUUGAACCUACUGACUAUUAAUUGUGAAGGAUGCGAAUUUGACGUCAUAGAAAUACUGACGUCAACAUCGCUGAUUGAUAACAUUGACUUCGUACAGUUUCAGCCCCAUUUAAUUGUGUUCGAUGACGAUCAAAAAUAUAUCUGUAUGUACUGUCGUAUAAGGGAACUCCUUGCCAGGACACACGAAAUAGCUUACGAUUAUCCGCACGUCUGGGAAACAUGGAAGAGAAAAGGAAUUCAAUAAAUAUGUGCGUUUAUUGUUCAUUUUUUUUUAGUUUUUAAUUUAUAUACGUUAUUGGCAUGUACAAUUAAACCGUGUAAAGAAUA
Magallana angulata is the source of this 1379-nucleotide messenger RNA. RefSeq lists its product as uncharacterized. The record is from RefSeq and is a predicted model, not a curated record. NCBI's taxonomy places the organism in Eukaryota, Metazoa, Mollusca, Bivalvia, Ostreida, Ostreidae. The transcript has 2 exons. The coding region runs from base 244 to 1296 and encodes 350 amino acids.